Messenger RNA from Gavia stellata (red-throated loon), 2073 nucleotides. It is a transcript of the gene ZFP64, whose product is annotated as ZFP64 zinc finger protein. NCBI's taxonomy places the organism in Eukaryota, Metazoa, Chordata, Aves, Gaviiformes, Gaviidae. Bases 1 to 2073 code for a protein of 690 amino acids. The record is from RefSeq and is a predicted model, not a curated record. Gene Ontology annotation, biological process: regulation of gene expression. The transcript has 6 exons. Gene Ontology annotation, cellular component: nucleus.
AUGAACCCCGGCAGCGCCGGGGGGGCGGCGCCGGCCUUCUCCGGCCCCGUGCAGUUUCCCGGCAGCACCACCGUGCUGGUGGAGCUCACCCCCGACAUCCACAUCUGUGGCAUCUGCAAGCAGCAGUUCAAUAACCUCGAUGCCUUUGUUGGGCACAAGCAAAGCGGUUGUCAGCUCACUAGUGCAACGGCCGGGGCCACCAGUACGGUCCAGUUUGUGUCGGAAGAAACGGUGCCAUCGACACAGGCACAAACCACAACCAGGGCCAUCGCUUCGGAGACCCAAACCAUCACAGUUUCUGCACCAGAGUUUGUUUUUGAGCAUGGCUAUCAAACAUACCUGCCCAGUGAGAGCAGUGAGCCUCCAACUGCUGCUAUCGUCUCUACACCACCAAAAGCACGUUCAAGAAAAUCCAGUUCUUCACUUACACAGAAGAAACUAAACUGCUGCUAUCCAGGUUGCCAGUUCAAGACUUCCUAUGGUAUGAAGGAUAUGGAACGUCAUCUACGGACACACACAGGAGACAAGCCCCAUAAAUGCGAAGUUUGUAACAAAUGUUUUAGUCGUAAAGAUAAGCUGAAGAUGCAUAUGCGUUCUCAUACUGGGGUGAAGCCUUACAAAUGUAAACACUGUGACUACGCAGCUGCUGACAGCAGCAGUCUCAACAAGCACCAGCGCAUUCACUCCAACGAGCGUCCUUUCAAAUGCCAGAUCUGUCCUUAUGCAAGCCGCAACUCUAGCCAGCUAACUGUACAUCUCAGAUCCCACACAGGAGAUGCUCCUUUCCAAUGUCAGAUGUGUCCUGCUAAAUUUAAAAUCAACUCAGACUUGAAGAGGCACAUGCGUGUGCAUUCUGGUGAGAAACCUUACAAAUGUGAGUUCUGUGAGGUCCGGUGUGCCAUGAAAGGAAAUUUGAAAUCACAUAUUCGUAUCAAGCACAGUAUGGAAAACACUCUCAAGUGUCCAGAGUGUGAAUUUCAGUGUGGAAACAAAACAAGCCUUCGGCACCACAUAAGAACUCAUCAGCCUGAGCAGCCAGUGAAGUGCUCAGAGUGCAACUACUCUUGCUCCAACAAGGCAGCUCUGAAAGUGCACGAGCGAAUUCACUGCAAAGAUCGUCCUUUCAAAUGUGAAUUCUGCAGUUUUGAUACCAAGCAGCGGAGCAACCUGACAACUCAUGUGAGGAAAGCUCAUGGCGACAAAGUCAAGACCAAGAAGCAAACUGUGGAGAAGAAGGAAGGAGACAGGCCAAAGCAAGGUGGCUCCAGGCAAGUUGCCAAAUUGGAUGCCAAGAAAGCAUUUAAGUGUGACCUGUGUGAUGCUUCCUUUGUCCGAGAAGAUUCUCUUAGGAGUCAUAAGAAGCAGCACAGUAUGUAUAAUGGAUCUAAAAAUAACGAACUAGCUGUUCUACAGCUCCAGAUGGAUCCCAGUCGGCAGACCAGUGCCCCGAUUACUGUCAGUCACCUCCAGGUCCCACUUCAGGCUACUCAGGUUUCUCCAUACAAUGAGGGAAGGGUCAAGAUCAUUGUGGGUCACCAGGUCCCUCAGACUAACAGUAUCGUUCAGGCUGCAUCAGUGAACGUCGUGCCUCCUACAUUAGUUAGCCAGAAUCAGGAAGACCUCUCAGCCAACAGCCGCUUGCAGCUGCUGGGCCAAGUCAGUUUGUUGGCACCACCUCCACCUCCCAUAUCUCAAAGCGAAGCAGGGCCUGUGGCACAACCAGCAGUUCUUCUCACAACCCAUGACCAAAGUGAUGGAAGCGCUUUACAUCAAACUCUGAUUCCUGCUGCUCCUGUCAGCGGUCAUGAGGCUUCGGCAAACCAAGCUUUCAUCACCAGCUCUGGAAUCAGCUGCUCUGACUUAGAAGGCCUUAAUGCUUUGAUACAAGAAGGAGCAACAGAGGUGACUGUAGUUAGUGAUGGAGGUCAAAGUAUAACAGUGUCCACUUCAGCUCCCCCUCCUCCUAUCUUUUCUUCAUCCUCUCACACAGAAGCCCCUAAGCAGACCUAUUCUAUCAUUCAAAGUGGAGCCCAUACUGCUUUGCUGUGUCCAGCAGACUCCAUACCGGAUUAG